Thalassophryne amazonica is the source of this 2049-nucleotide messenger RNA. Its product is annotated as LHFPL tetraspan subfamily member 2a protein. The record is from RefSeq and is a predicted model, not a curated record. The transcript has 3 exons. Bases 360 to 1202 code for a protein of 280 amino acids. Gene Ontology annotation, cellular component: membrane. NCBI's taxonomy places the organism in Eukaryota, Metazoa, Chordata, Actinopteri, Batrachoidiformes, Batrachoididae.
AGGAAGGACGCGGAGGCAGGGUCUGGGAGCCGGAGUCUGAGAGAGGCAUUAAGUGUGGGAGCAGAGGAGAGCCGGGCCACAGAAGCCAUAUCUCCAGGAGAGCUGGACUUUCCACAGACAAAUGGAGGACAGGUGUGUCUGACGUGACGCCAGCGGGCUGGCUCCAGGAACACGUCUCCACUACAAUGUAGGCACUAAAAUCAAGAGAGAAUCAGCCUGAAGAAGUUGACGUCAAGCAGAAGGAUGAAGCUUUUGUUCUAGCGGCACUGCCAAGUGCUGAGGUGGAACAGCUGUGCCGAAAACAAAAGCAGAAGAUAAGCCGAGAGAAGGCGCGGGAGGCAGCGGACUGUCAAUCAUUGAUGCCAACGCUUUGUGUACGCCAUUGUCACCCAACGCUUCCUUCUGCGGCUGGUUUUAUUUGUUCAGUCGCUCUCACGGUUCCAGCAGGAAAGGAUUGGAGCCUGAGCAAUUUGCCUUAUCGCCAUCGGGAAUCGGAAGAGCGGGACGCUCCAGCCGCCGUCAGUAUGUGCCAUGUCAUCGUCACCUGCCGCUCCAUGCUGUGGACUCUGCUGAGUAUUGUGGCUGCGUUCGGAGAGCUCAUCGCCUUCAUGAGCACUGACUGGCUGGUGGGCUUCCCCCGCACCCCCGAUGCCGUCUUCAGCCCCCAUGGGGCCACAACGGCCGGGGAGGCCUACCGACCCACUUUAGGCAUCUAUGGCCGCUGUAUAAAACUGCCCCACAUGCAGCGCGGUAUACUUUGCGGACCAUACGCGGUGCACUUCAGCGAGAUUGCCAGCAGGUUCUGGCAGGCCACGUCUAUCUUCCUGGCGGCGGGGAUCCUGCUGCUGUGCGCGGUGGCGUUCAUCUCGAUCUUCACCAUGUGCUUCCAGAGCAUCAUGAAGAAGAGCAUCUUCAACGUAUGUGGACUGCUGCAAGGGAUCGCAGGUCUGUUUCUCAUCCUGGGUCUGAUGUUGUACCCCGCUGGCUGGGGUUCAGACAAGGUUCAGCUGUACUGCAGCCACGAGGCGGCUCCGUACCGUGCCGGGCUGUGCUCCAUGGGUUGGGCCUUCUACACCGCACUGGGAGGCACUGUGCUCACUUUCAUCUGUGCAGUUUUUUCUGCUCAGGCAGAGAUCGCCACCUCCAGUGACAAGGUCCAGGAGGAGAUCGAGGAGGGCAAGAGCCUUAUCUGCCUCCUCUGAGGUGCAGAUGUUUUCUUUUUAAAAACCCAGAGCAGAAAACGAGGCCAAGAAAGAUCAGCAGCUGCCUUUUGGCUGAAGGCCUGUGAAACGGUUUCACCUGUAUCGUUUACCACUAAGACUUUUUAUUGUUGUGUGUUUGUGUGGGAGAAAUCAACAAGUGCCAAGUGUGUUUCUCAGUAUGUGUGUGUGUGCCAUUUGUCUUCCUGCCUCUGCAGGCACCCUGUUAUUGUUAAUCAUGUGCAACCACAUGAUCUGUAAAUACGUGCCAGUACAGUUAUAUUGUACAUAGUUCCAACCUGAGGAUGAUGGUCGGGUUCAUCCAGGCCGACUCCGGCUCCGCGGCGUCAUGCUCGCCUUAAUACACUGGUGUUUUCCCGCCAGAUCCCGCCCAGCAGACCUGGAUCUUUUUACGUGCUGCGUGAGUAACAGCUCGACGAGGGAACCACUACACGGCAGAAUAAACCACUGACAGAACUGUCCUCAGAUCAGACUAGAAUGUCCUUUAAAGCCUGCAGAAUGUGCUGUUAUGGCAGUGAUUGUGUUCGUAGACCCUUGAAACGGUGCUUCGUACGGAAUGCAGGAGUCGCACAAACUGUAGUGCGUCUGUCUAUGAGAUUGUUUUUUGAUCUAUUUUGAAGAAGAAGAAAAAAUCCGACCAUAAUCCACUCAUCUGACAGCAGACCUGUGAAGAUGUCUCGUGCACGACGACUGAACAAUGAGGAGACACGAGGUGUUUUUUUCUUUUGUUUUACUAAUGUCUGGUUUCAGGGAUGAUCCUCCAGUCUUGAGUUGCAGAUAUAGUGUCUAAUUUGUUGCUGUCAAAUGAAUAAAGAGGGGAAAAAUAAGA